Messenger RNA from Guillardia theta CCMP2712, 651 nucleotides. RefSeq lists its product as hypothetical. The annotation marks the transcript as partial. The transcript is spliced from 2 exons. Lineage: Eukaryota; Cryptophyceae; Pyrenomonadales; Geminigeraceae. The record is from RefSeq and is a predicted model, not a curated record.
GGAGCGGUCGAGGCCGUCAUGAGAUGCCUCGAUAGGCACGCGAACGACUUGAAAGUACAGCAGGCUGCGUGUGAGGCCCUGAAGUACACAAUGCAGUACUUCCGAUACCAGGGCACAGCGAGAGAUGCGACACCGAUCGAGGCCGUCGUCAGCGCCAUGACCAGGCACCAGAGCAACGCGAAGAUACAGCAAGGUCUAUGCAAGGUGCUGACAGCGAUAGCCGAGAGCCACGAGCAGAACAAGCUCCCGGCCAUGCAGGCGGGAGCGAUCGAGGCCGUCGUCAGCGCCAUGUCCACGCACGCAGACAAGCAAUGGUUACAAAAUGAUGGAUGCGAGGCCUUGCGCAGCAUGACGGAGGGCAUGGCUGACAGCCAGGCGCGGGCGCGGGAGGCGGGAGCGAUCGAGGCCGCCGUCGUCAGCGCCAUGUCCACACAUGUGGACGAACGAUGGCUACAGUGUGAUGCAUGCAAGGCCUUGCGCAGCAUGACGGAGGGCAUGGCGGACAGCCAGGCGCGGGCGCGGGAGGCGGGAGCGAUCGAGGCGGUAGCGAGGGCGAUGCAAAGGCAUGAGGGCAGCGGGUGGUUGGAGGAUAGCGCGAUGGAGGCUCUGAGCAGCCUUGCUAGCGACAACUCGUACAACAUCCGACGCAUC